Myotis daubentonii (Daubenton's bat) is the source of this 1220-nucleotide messenger RNA. RefSeq names its product spliceosome-associated protein CWC15 homolog. The record is from RefSeq and is a predicted model, not a curated record. Lineage: Eukaryota; Metazoa; Chordata; Mammalia; Chiroptera; Vespertilionidae. The transcript has a single exon. The coding region runs from base 90 to 785 and encodes 231 amino acids.
GAGGAUUCUGGGAGCCCAAGAGCCAAUGGAAAUGUCUGUGUGAUCUCCGGAGGCUGCUGAGUCGGACGGACUGCAGCCAAGCAUAAAAGAUGACAACAGCAGCUCGGCCAACUUUUGAACCUGCGAGAGGCGGGAGAGGAAAAGGAGAAGGUGAUUUGAGCCAACUCUCAAAGCAGUAUUCAAGUAGAGACCUACCCUCUCAUACAAAGAUAAAAUACAGACAGGCCACUCAGGAUGCCCCUGAAGAAGUUCGGAACCGUGACUUCAGAAGAGAAUUAGAAGAGAGAGAGAGAGUUGCUGCAAGAGAAAAGAAUAGAGAUCGUCCAUCUCGAGAACAUACAACCUCCUCUUCAGUGUCAAAGAAGCCUCAGCUAGACCAGAUUCCUGCUGCCAACCUCAAUGCAGAUGAUCCUCUAACAGAUGAGGAAGAUGAAGAUGAAGAUUUUGAAGAGGAGAGUGAUGAUGAUGAUACUGCAGCUCUUCUUGCAGAACUAGAAAAAAUUAAAAAAGAAAGAGCUGAAGAGCAAGCCAGGAAGGAACAAGAACAAAAAGCUGAAGAAGAAAGGAUUCGUGUGGAAAACAUUCUGAGUGGAAACCCUCUCCUUAAUCUCACUGGCCCAUGCCAGCCUCAGGCCAACUUCAAAGUUAAAAGAAGGUGGGAUGAUGAUGUUGUUUUCAAGAACUGUGCAAAAGGUGCGGAUGACCAGAAGAAAGACAAACGAUUUGUUAACGAUACGCUGCGAUCUGAAUUUCACAAAAAGUUCAUGGAGAAAUAUAUUAAAUAGUACAGUUUUAUGUGCUUUAUUAAAGACUAUAAAAUGUAAAUGAUCAUUCUGACUUUACUUUGGUUAGUUGUUGUUUUUUUUCCCUUUUUCCCCACAUUUAAAUUGUGAAUAGGCUUUCCUCAUUUUAAGUUCCAAAAUAUCUUUUCCUUGAUUGGUACCUUAUUUGAUAAGUAAGAACUUGGGAAUUGUCUUAAACCAGUUUCCAGUCUCUGAAUGUUUCCAGUCAGGUUUUCUUUUUAAGAUUCGAAAGGUAAUCUGCUUAUAAUGUUUUUAAUAAUUCAAAUAACCAAAUUCAUGUCCCCCAACUUUUUUGUUGAAAUGUAUGCAGCUUAUGAAGCAUUGCAUAUUUUCUUUUGUGUAUUGUAUUUCUUUGAACAUUAACUUUCUCCUAUUUCUCUAACAUGGAUUUAAGGGCAGUUAAUUCAUGAUAUCUUC